AUGAAAAGCGCCAUCACAUCCCGCCACCCCGCCGGGAGCGGGCAUCGGCGUGGACGGCCACCACCACCACCACCACCCACGUUGUCGCCGGCUCCGAAACCCCGCGCUGGAGCCCCGGGGGAGGUCGCCAUCAGAUGGAGGAGGUCCCCGUCGUGGCGGAGGCCAUGUGACUGUAGCAUGAGCCAAUGGGGACGGCAAGACCUUUCCAUCGCCGAGUGCAAGUGCCAGGGCGACAGCUCGGUUAUGCAUCGGCGGUCCUUCCCGCGAGACCACCCAGGGCCAAUUGCCCGACUGGGGCAGAGGGAUGUUGGGCACCUCAGGCGUGGAGAGAGGAUGAGGUCCGGGAACACAAACUCUGCGUGGAAGGUCCGGGAAUAUGGCUAUGGCGGUGGGCUAGGUGGAGAGGAGGGAAGCCCAGGGUCUGGAUGGUCGCCGACUAUGAAUGUCGCUGAGGUGCCCGAGGCUCUUGGACUUGUCUGCCGUCAGCACACCGCCGGUUUGCGGUUCAGCUGGGCCGCAUUGUGA
This is a messenger RNA of Gaeumannomyces tritici R3-111a-1, 525 nucleotides long. RefSeq lists its product as hypothetical. The record is from RefSeq and is a predicted model, not a curated record. Lineage: Eukaryota; Fungi; Ascomycota; Sordariomycetes; Magnaporthales; Magnaporthaceae. Bases 1 to 525 code for a protein of 174 amino acids. The transcript has a single exon.